Messenger RNA from Salvelinus fontinalis (brook trout), 6873 nucleotides. Its product is annotated as E3 ubiquitin-protein ligase NEDD4-like. Gene Ontology annotation, molecular function: ubiquitin protein ligase activity; sodium channel inhibitor activity; protein binding. Gene Ontology annotation, biological process: regulation of dendrite morphogenesis; receptor internalization; neuromuscular junction development. The transcript has 24 exons. The record is from RefSeq and is a predicted model, not a curated record. NCBI's taxonomy places the organism in Eukaryota, Metazoa, Chordata, Actinopteri, Salmoniformes, Salmonidae. Bases 1262 to 4858 code for a protein of 1198 amino acids.
GAAGAGUCGAACUUUAUGAAUUUUUAUUGUUUUAAUGGAAAGUUACAUGUUUUUCAUUUGUCACAUCCCUAGUUUGUAGAUAAUUUUUUUAUUACAUUUUCCAGCCCUUUGUUCUUUUUCAGUUCUUCGUUUUUGUACAGUGCCAUCAGCUGAAGCUUUCAUGUCUUUAUCCGCGCUUCAAAGUGCUGCCGAGGGACUCAAGCAUUCAGUUAUUGAGCUUGCUGACUUUUACAGUUUAAUAACUACCAAUAUCUUCCCUACUUAUUUCCCCGGCCACGGUGGUUUCCCCGUAUGGAUGCUAUUCGUUUUUCUGCACCUUACAUGUGGAACAAUCUCCAAAACACCCUGAAAUUGGGGGAAUUGGUGCCUCUAGGGCUUUUCAGACUGCUGUUAGGGGACCCUUCAUUAAUGAAGUUAUUUGUAUUUUAUGAUUGCAUUGUGUGUAAGGUUUUGUGUGGAUUUGUUUUUUAUGAUGAACGUGUAUAUUGUGCUUUUUUGUAUAGAUAUGUAUAUUUUUAUCUACAGGGCUCAUCUGUCACAAUAGUAAUACAAAAAAAGUGUGUGUCACCUAUUCCUCAGUUUCAUAUAGAAUUUUGCUGAAACUCAUUCCUCUUGAUUUCCUGUAAUUCAAUACCAGUGGGUAAAAGUAUGUGUGGGGGCACAGCGCAGGAGAAACAUUAGAAGCAUAGCUGCUGCUGGGAGCCAGUAGCGCCAGAGUCUUGAGUGAGUGACCUGAAACAGAAAUGAACAGUUCUCCAGUCUGAGAUGCCGAAGAGAUUCUUGUGUUCUUGUUUCUAGUGAGGCGACCAGGAGGACUGGGGCUUUUGGAAGAGGCAGGGGGGUGUCGGACACGGUUUGUCUAUAUUUCAGAAGGCACAGUUGCAACAAGGCUGAGGUUUGGCUGGAAUGGGAGUUCUGCCCUUUAAAGCCUUGGUGCAGUUCUCUGUGACUGGGUUGAGUUCAGCUCCAUAAAGAGGCAGACCACUGGGGUUACUUCAGUCUGAGGGGCUUGUGCGUUUGGGUCGUGGUUCCACAGAAGAGUGCCUGACCUCCCCUGACUACUAGCCUUACAGAGCAGCCCUGAGAGGAAUGUAGGUUGUCACCAGAGCUAUUUUGGCUAUGUGCAGCCGCUAAUGAUUGUAAUCACAGAGCAGAACGGGACUCGGAGAAGUUGCCUUGCCGCCGUUCGUUUUUCCUCCUCAGCAGGUCUCUUGCCAUGCCACGCUCACUACUGUCUCCCAGGGAUUAGAGCGUUAGACGAAUGGCACGUCGGCUCCGCUUGCACUUUGCGUCUAGGAGAAGCAACACAGAUCCUCUGUCAGAGAGCCUGAGCAGCCAUGGUGAGGAGAGCGGUCUCUGUGUGUCAACCCGCAGCCCCACAGAGAGCCUAGCGCACAGCUCUGUCCAAAUGAAGGUGAUUCCAGGGCAGUUAGCAUUGGCUUUGCCUCCCCUGUCCCCGGAGUACGGUAAUUUACAGCGCUACUCAUCCGUAUUUAUACCCAAGGUGAACACCGGCAGCGUCAGCAAGAAGAGUACUCUGCAGAUCUCCCUGCAGCCUCGUGGCAAGCUGAAUGGAGAGCUGGAGAACAGCACUGAGGGCGGGGAGCCAGGGGUCGGCGAGGUGGGAGCAGGCAGUGGCUCAGACGGGUUAUCCUGUAGCAGCAGCACGGCCAGCGACGCAGGCUACUGCAGCAGCAGCAGCAUCUUUGAGCCAGAGCUCCCAGAUCAGCGUAGGGCAUCCCAUGAGAGGAGUCUGCCCCGUAGGAAAGCCAGGGUCCCCCUGAGACGCUGCUCCUCCCUGGUCAUAUUUCCAAGGAGCCCCUGUAAUACACCACCAGCCUCCCCGGUCAGCCCUGUGGCUCUACCCGCCCUGCCUCCAACCAGGGGCUCCUACCAGACUUCUCACCAGCUCCAGUUGUCCCCCAGUGAGCCCCCGCAGGAGGACGAGACGGGCACCUUGAAAGCGUCCAUCGCCACGGCGAUGAACGGCCUGCGACUCUCUAAGAGCAGCUUUCCGUCAGCGGAGUUCAGAGACGCCAGGCCCAUGGUGCAUUUUAACAUUCCGCUUCCGGAUAAACCUAAAGGCAAAAUGGAGGAGUGUGAGAAGACUGACCACUCGGCUACCUUAGACCGACCAUGUCGCGACAAGGCCGACCACUCUGCAAAUUUAGACCAACACUCCAGUGUGCUACUGCACUUUGCCCAACAGCGACCAAUGUCUGGGAAGGCAUCUAUAAACAGAACAACAGUCAAUGUUGAAUGUCCUGAAUCUCCAACCCAGGCCCCUCAGUCGGAGGGUGAAUGUGGCCCUCGCCACAUUAAGCUGUUUCGCAGCACCUCGGCUUGCUUUCUCCCCUCAACUAAACUUUCAGAGAGGAGCCACAGUGCCGGUCUCGCAGACAAUGGAAAUGGACAAGAAAACCAUUGUCAUCACGCCUUACAAAGGAGCUUUUCUCUGGAAGUCCCCUACCAUAAUACUGGUAUUUCAUGUCAGGUUUCCAACCAAAAACUAUCUAACUCUCCACAUGUGCACAUCCAUGUGUCCCACGGCUAUGGGGCAAGGGUCUCUAGCCCUGUCAUUGAUGUUAACACUAACCACAAAGGGGAUCACAUACAAAAGAGCCCUGCAAGAAAGACCAUGACACGUGAUGACUUUCUGGGGCAGGUGGAUGUACCAUUACACCAGAUACCGACAGAAAAUCCUAACAUUGAAAGGCCAUACACAUUCAAGGAUUUUCUACUUCACCCGAGAAGUCACAAAUCCAGGGUCAAGGGUCAUCUCCGUCUGAAGAUGACCUACCUACCCAAAAACAACUCAGAGGAUGCUGCAGAACAGACUGAAGACAUGGAUCCUAGCUGGGAGUUUCUGGAGGGCCAGGACAUGUCCGGUCCCAGGCACAACCACCUGCUGCCUGCAAUGCCCCCUGGCUGGGAGGAGAGGCAGGACAACCUGGGCAGGACCUACUAUGUCAACCACGAAACCAGGACGACACAGUGGCACAGGCCCAUAGUACAAGACAGCCAGGUGGAGGCAGAGCAAAGGCAGAACAUCCACAUGGAGGCCCAGCACGCCUUCACCGCCCGCAGGCAGAUCUCUGACCAAGAGGACUCCAACGACAGACAAGAGUCUCCUGAGAGCUGGGAAAUCAUGACAGAGGAUGAGUCCACCUUGUACAACAGCCAGCGCUCCCCCCCUCCACCCCAUUCCCCCCUGGAGUUUCACUCCUUCUGUGAUGAGCUCAGUCGCCUCCAGGCCUCGGGUGCCACAUCCGGCAACCGACGUACCUCCCUCCAGCUGCAGGGCCCUUCCAGUCAUUCAAGUCACUCCAGUCGCAGAGGCAGUGCCCAGACUCUGACCGUAGAGGAGCACCCUGUUCAUCCUGUGUUGUUAGCAACCUCAGCGGGGCUGCCUCCAGGCUGGGAGGAGAAGCAGGAUAGUAAGAGCAGACCCUACUACGUUAAUCACAACAGCAGGAUAACCACUUGGACACGGCCACUCAUCCAGGAAGACCCCAGGUUGAAGAUUCCUGUGCACAUGAGGAGGAGACCUUCGCUAGACCCAACUGACCUCGGGCCAAUGCCGCCUGGCUGGGAGGAGAGGGUCCACAGUGAUGGGAGGAUAUUCUACAUAGAUCACAACACGAAGAACACACAAUGGGAUGACCCCAGAUUGCAGAAUUCAGCCGUAACUGGACCAGCUGUGCCUUACUCCAGAGACUAUAAACAGAAGUAUGAAUACUUCCGGAAGAAGCUGAAGAAACCGGCUGACAUCCCCAACCGCUUUGAGAUGAAGCUCAGGCGGAACGCCGUGCUAGAGGACUCCUACAGACGAAUCCUGUCAAUCAAGAGGGCCGACUUCCUGAAGGCGCGGCUGUGGGUGGAGUUUGAGGGAGAGAAGGGCUUGGAUUACGGGGGCGUGGCCAGGGAGUGGUUCUUCCUCAUCUCCAAGGAGAUGUUCAACCCCUAUUAUGGGCUGUUUGAGUAUUCUGCCACGGACAACUACACUCUGCAGAUCAACCCCAACUCGGGCCUCUGCAAUGAGGACCACCUGUCCUACUUCAAGUUCAUUGGCCGUGUGGCAGGCAUGGCUGUCUACCAUGGCAAGCUGCUGGACGCCUUCUUCAUCAGGCCUUUCUACAAGAUGAUGUUGCAGAAGCCCAUUACUCUACAGGACAUGGAGUCUGUGGACAGUGAGUACUUCAACUCCCUGAAGUGGAUAUUGGAGAAUGACCCGAUAGACCUGGAUCUGAGGUUCACCAUAGACGAAGAGCUCUUUGGACAGACACAUCAGCAUGAGCUGAAGCCAGGAGGAUCUGAAAUAGUAGUCACCGAUGACAACAAGAAGGAAUACAUCCAUCUUGUCAUGCAGUGGAGGUUCGUGAACAGGAUAUUGAAGCAGAUGACCGCAUUCAAGGAGGGAUUCUAUGAGUUGAUACCCCAGGAUCUCAUCAAGAUCUUUGACGAGAAUGAGCUGGAGCUUCUGAUGUGUGGCCUGGGAGACGUGGAUGUGAACGACUGGAGGGAGAACACAAAGUACAAGAAUAGCUACUGUCCCAACCAGCCUGUCAUCCUGUGGUUCUGGAAGACUGUUCUGCUGAUGGAUGCAGAGAAGCGUAUCCGCCUGUUGCAGUUUGUGACUGGCACCUCCCGGGUCCCAAUGAAUGGCUUUGCAGAGCUCUACGGGUCUAACGGACCACAGCUGUUUACCAUUGAGCAGUGGGGAACACGAGACAAACUACCUAGAGCCCACACGUGCUUCAACCGGCUGGACCUGCCUCCCUAUGAGUCGUUUGAGGAGCUGAGGGAGAAGCUACACAUCGCCAUAGAGAAUGCACAAGGCUUUGAUGGAGUGGAUUAGGGGAGUGUGUGGCCUAUGGCGCAAUGUUAAAAUGGCAGUCACUGCCAGUGAACUGAGGGCUAGCACCAAGUUUUGUGCUGUAGUUCUGUUUAAUGCUGAUAAAACACCUAAUAUUCAGGUCCAGACCUGACCUGUCAACCGCCUGAGAAGAUGGGGAACAAUCACAGACAGCAAAGUCUUUGGUGCUCCUCUCUCCUGCACAGUGGAAGGGAUGGAUGAUGAGUGAAAAUCACUUCUUAAAUCACUCUUGGUCUGUGAAGUUUACAAAUAGUUUUUUUGUUGUGUCUCGUAAACAUGUAUGUAUACUUAAACCAGAUCUAUAUACAAUUUAUCAAAUGCAUUAUAGCAUACAGAUAUUAUUGUUCAUCUAUGAUAAACAUUCUAUCAUGAGGAGAUUGACAUUGGACUCGAUAUACAUUACCGUAUAUACACUGGUGUCGAAAGAGUUCAACAGGGAUGCUGGCCCAUGACUCCAAUGCUUCCUACAGUUAUGUCAAGUUGGCUGGAUGUCUUUUGAGUGGUGGACCACGGGAAACUUAUGUGUGAAAAACCAUGCAGUGUUGCAGUUCUUGACAUAAACCGGUGCGCCUGACAUUUACUCCCAUACCACGUUCAAAGGCACUUCAAUCUUUUGUUUUGCCCAUUCACCCUCUGAAUGGCAGACACACUCCUUGUCUCGAGGCUUAAAAAUCCUUCUUUAACCUGUCUCCUCCUCUUCAUCUACACUGAUUGAAGUGGAUUUAACAAGUGACAUCAUAAGGGAUCAUAGCUUUCAGCUGGAUUCACCUGGUCAGUCUGUGUCAUGGAAAGAGCAGGUGUUUUCUUCCUGUUUUGUACAAUCAGUGUAUGUGUGCGCAAUUGACAGUGAAUGCACUUUUGUAUAGCUUACUGAGGAAAUCACAGACUCAACAUUAGACUCCAUUGAAAAACCAUGUUGCCAUUGCUUUCUCAUUCUUGCACACACACUUGCAAAAUAUGUUUCCUCUGCUGUUUUUUUAUUCAGUGAUGGAUGUAUUAUUCUUUUAUUCCGCUAUUCCAGGGCUCUCAACCCUGUUCCUGGAGCUCUACCCUCCCGUAGGUUUUCACCUCCAACCCCAGUUGUAACUAAUUAACAUAAUCAGGAGCACUAGAUUAAGGUUGGACUGAACCUACAGGACAGUAGGUCUCCAGAAACAGGGUUGGAGAGCCCUGCUCUAUUCAUGGGUGUUAUAGAGCAGUAUAAUACUCUAUUUUUAGGAGUACAUUUAUUUUUUUCAAAUUGCUCUAUGUAAUAACUCUAUUGAAUUAAUAUCAAGAAAUUGAUACUAUCAAUUCUCAAAGAUUUCUGCAAAUGUUUUUUUGCCUUUGAUUUUCUUGAGGGAAUUGACACAUAUGCAGUGGUGUGCUCUAUCAAAGAAUGUAUUGUAUGAAUGGUAGAAAACAUGUUUACACGCUGGUAAGUUUACAGAUUGUUGAUGAAGGAAAAUAUGGUCUUUUUCAUUUCUCUUAAAUCAAAAGGUUAUACGUGUGCUUUUAUAAGGUAAAGCACUUUGUUAAAAUGGUUAUAAAAGUCUUAGUGUCUUGAUCUUUGCCAAACUACCAAUUUCAGAAUGCAUACGUUGAGUAUGAUUUCAUGCUAAAAUCCUCUGCUUUUAAGUGCACAUUUGACAUGAGUACAUUUUACUUGCCAUGGAAGAAAAAAGCACAUUCUUUCCUUUCACUGGUAAUUAAGACUUAAAUUACAAGGCCUUCAUUUGUGAUGUAUCAUAGAAUUUGAUCAUCCAAAUCAUUUCACAUGUUCUUAUCCUUUAGUUGAAUGGAUAUAUUGUUAACAUCCGAUUCUCUAUAAUUCAUUAUUUUAAGAUAUACUUAAUUUAUAUAUUAUGUCAAAUGUCAUUCUGACAACUGUAAGUGGAUUUUCUAUCAAUGAUUUAAUGAAAUAAAACUUCUGUAUCUUGUUGAAAACAUGUUUUGAUUGCAUGCCAAAGUAAAUGGCAGCAUAUUUAGAAAAAUGAAUAAAUAAAAAAUGCCACCUA